AAUACUAAAUCCUGAAGGUCCCCACGAGUCAGAAGCACGGCACAUGUGACCGUGAUCGCUCCCAGACGAUCGGGGGUGGGGGCACAUCAGGCACCCGGCCAAGACAAGCCACGCCGGGCUCAUUACGUCGACUUGCCAACCGAGCAUGAAACCCAGCACCAGCAGCACGAGCAGACCUCCCAGCCCCGUUCCACCUGCUUUCCUUCACCACAACUCCAAGCUGUGGUGUGCUGGUAUCGAUUCCCUUUCUUCAAUCCACCUCUAUCUCCUUGAUCACAACCGCCUCGAUUAGUGAUCUGAUCUGGUAUCAUUUCUCCUCCCUACCUACGAGCAAUCGUCAUCAUGAAGCUCCUCGCCUCAACCGUCCUGUUGGGCGCCGCAUCGGCGGCUAUGACGAACCAACAACACAUUCUCAGCAAUCCGUUCAAGGGACAGACCCCAUUGAAGGAGGCUGCCAAGCCUGUCUCUGAUAAAUGGGCAGAGUCGUUGCAGCAUCUGACGGAGUCGAUGAGGAACAUCCCGGCAGAGGCGAAAGCUCUCUGGGAUGAGGUCGCCAUGAUGUUCCCAGAAGCGAUGGAUAAGGCGAGCUUCUUCUCUCCACCGAAACCGCAUACCCGAAAGCCGGACAGCACAUGGGACUAUAUUGUCAAGGGUGCUGAUGUCCAGAGCGUCUGGAUCGAGAACGAGAAGGGCGAGAAGGAAAGGGAGAUUGAUGGCAAGCUAGAGACAUACAAUCUGAGGGCCAAGAAGGUUGAUCCUUCAAAGCUUGGGGUUGAUAACGUCAAGCAAUACAGUGGUUAUCUUGAUGACGAGGAGAACGACAAGCACCUGUUCUACUGGUUCUUUGAAUCACGGAAUGACCCCAAGAACGACCCAGUCAUCCUCUGGCUCAAUGGAGGGCCUGGCUGCUCUUCACUCACUGGUCUCUUCCUUGAACUUGGCCCAUCAUCGAUCGAUUCGAAGCUGAAGCUUCACGACAACCCAUACUCCUGGAAUGCAAACGCUUCAGUGAUCUUCCUCGAUCAACCCGUCAAUGUCGGCUACUCUUACAGUGGUAGCUCUGUCAGCAACACCAUCGCAGCUGGCAAGGACGUCUACGCACUUCUCACUCUCUUUUUCAAGCAAUUCCCAGAAUACGCGAAGCAGGACUUCCACAUUGCCGGGGAAUCUUAUGCAGGUCACUACAUUCCUGUUUUCACUUCAGAGAUUCUGUCACACAAGAAGCGCAACAUCAACUUAAAGUCGGUCUUGAUCGGCAACGGUCUUACUGAUGGAUAUACCCAAUAUGAGCACUAUAGACCAAUGGCAUGCGGAAAGGGCGGAUACCCAGCUGUUCUUGACGAGGGCGAAUGCCAAGCUAUGGAUAAUGCUCUCCCUCGGUGCCAAAGCCUGAUCCAGAACUGCUACGAUAGCGAAAGCGUCUGGUCCUGUGUUCCGGCUAGUAUUUAUUGCAAUAAUGCUUUCAUCGGUCCAUACCAGAGAACUGGCCAGAACGUUUAUGAUAUCCGUGGCAAGUGCGAGGAUUCCAGCAACCUCUGCUAUUCGGCUCUUGGUUAUAUCAGCGAAUAUUUGAACAAGAAAGAAGUCCAACAAGAGCUAGGCGUUGAAGUCAGCAGCUACGACAGCUGCAACUUUGAUAUCAACAGAAACUUCCUGUUUCAAGGUGACUGGAUGCAACCGUUCCACCGCCUUGUGCCAGGCAUUCUCGAGCAGAUCCCAGUCUUGAUCUAUGCUGGUGAUGCUGACUUCAUCUGCAACUGGCUCGGAAACCAAGCCUGGACUGAGGCUCUCGAGUGGCCUGGUCAGAAGGACUUCAACAAGGCCAGCAUCAAGGACAUCAAGCUUGAUAACGGUGACAAGUAUGGAAAGAUUAAGAACAGCGGAAACUUCACCUUCCUCCAGAUCUUUGGUGCAGGUCACAUGGUACCUAUGGAUCAACCUGAAGCCUCCCUGGACUUCCUUAAUCGAUGGGUUGGCGGGGAAUGGUUCUAGAUGCACAAUCGAUUGCUAAGAUAUGACAUUAAGAGAGGGGAUUUUAAAUGACUCCAGGCCUUACGAGCUAGGAAGAUGAUACGGCGCAAAGGCUUUUCUUUCUGUUGGCCAGAUGUAAACUCCAAUAAAUCAACAAACAUGAUGCUUUUACUGAA
This is a messenger RNA of Hyaloscypha bicolor E, 2147 nucleotides long. RefSeq lists its product as uncharacterized. Gene Ontology annotation, cellular component: fungal-type vacuole. The transcript has 4 exons. Gene Ontology annotation, biological process: proteolysis. NCBI's taxonomy places the organism in Eukaryota, Fungi, Ascomycota, Leotiomycetes, Helotiales, Hyaloscyphaceae. The record is from RefSeq and is a predicted model, not a curated record. Bases 343 to 1992 code for a protein of 549 amino acids. Gene Ontology annotation, molecular function: serine-type carboxypeptidase activity.